Messenger RNA from Rhipicephalus sanguineus (brown dog tick), 885 nucleotides. RefSeq lists its product as uncharacterized. Bases 1 to 885 code for a protein of 294 amino acids. The transcript is spliced from 2 exons. NCBI's taxonomy places the organism in Eukaryota, Metazoa, Arthropoda, Arachnida, Ixodida, Ixodidae. The record is from RefSeq and is a predicted model, not a curated record.
AUGUACGGCAGGUCCUUCAAAGUUGUGAGCGACCACCACGCUUUCUGUUGGCUAGCUAAUUUAAAGUACUCUUCAGGUCGCCUCACGCGGUGGAGUCUGAGACUCCAAGGAUUCGGCAUCACCGUUCUAUACAAGUCCGGACGAAAGCACUUUCAUGCCGACUGCCUGCCUCGAGCCCCCGUUGACCCGCCGCCGCAGGACGACCAGGGCGAUGAAUGCUUCUUGGGAACCGUAAGUACCGACGGCUUCACUGAACGACAGCGAGCCGACCCGGAAGUCAGGGGCCUUGUAGAAUACCUCGAGGACAGGGCCGCCGUUGUUCCGAAGAGAUACAGCCAGACAAGCCACCGCCGGACUACCGCCUACCAGCUACAGCCCAAUAGUCUCAUCGCAGACGUGCUGGCCAUGUACGUCGACAUCGAACAAAAGAUUUCCACCCUUCCGUACUUCGCACAGAACACGGGCGUGGAAGCAACGACGCAGAUUACGCCACGCAAGUUGGUCUAUGGAAGCAACACGGCAACGAGGCUUGACGUAAUGCUGCGGAACAUCACUGACGAAGAAAAUCUGUACGUUGCUACCUACCUGCAGCGCGCCGAUGAAUCUCGACAGCUUGCUUGCCUACGCAUCCAAAACCAGCAGAUGACCGACAGCUACGGUUACUAUCUUCGACGAUGCUUCGUGGAAUACCAGCCCGGCCACCGUGUCUGGGUCUGGCCGCUAAUACGCCGACGUUGGCUCAGCGAAAAACUUCGACAAUACUUCGGGCCAUACAGGGUACUACGAUGUCUCGGCGCACUGGACUAUGACGUUGUCCCCGACGGCAUCACGAACUAUCAGCCAGCGCUGCGCAAGCCCCGAGGUCUUGCAUGUGGUGUGCCUUAG